CUGACGUAAAAACUGCGACUUCCGGUCCCUUUUAGAACAAACGUUUAGCUCGGGUUGGUGGCUUGUUGCCACAAGAGUUGCGGGCAGAAAUCUCACAAUUUGGAUUGUCUGGAGAUAAUCCCAGGACGUAUUAUUUUAAAAUAGUUCAUUAAUUUUUUUGUUCCGCUUAUCCGUAACGGCAAUACAAAAGUCUAGCAUUGAGUUAGCGCUAAAUGUCGAUCGUAAACAGACGCCAUCACUACCAUCAGUUAUCGCUUGUGAGUAGCUUAUAAAAACGGUUUGGCAAUGAAUUGUCGAUCAGAGCUUCUUGAAGUCACAGUGGAGGCGAGGCAGGUUGAAGAGUCAAUCCUGUCUUUGCUGCACACAAUUUUACUGCACCGCAGCACUGGAAAAUUUCACUAUAAAAAGGAAGGUACUUACUCUAUCGGAACAGUUGGGACGGUGGACAUCGACUGCGACUUCAUCGACUUCACUUUUGUCAGAAUUUCCUCGGAUGAGCUUGACAGGGUGAUCAAAAAAGCUGUGUCCGAAUUCAAGGACGCUUUGAGCAUAUCUGGAAAUGAUGGCAUCGGUCAAAUUUCCCUGGAAUUCUACCAGAAGAAGAAGUCCCGCUGGCCUUUCUCUGACGAGUGUAUUCCCUGGGAGGUGUGGAGCAUCAGAGUCAACGUCGUCAACCUGGCGAACGAGCAGGAGAGGCAGAUCUGCAGAGAGAAAGUGGGAGAAAAACUCUGCGAGAAAGUGAUCAACGUUGUCGAGGUCAUCAAUCGCCACGAGUAUGUGCCAAAGAUGCCCACCCAGUCCGAAGUAGACAAUGUCUUUGACACCAGUUUGAGAGAAGUCCAGCCUUAUCUUCAUAAGAUAACAUAUCAGAUCACUGACUCUCUGGGCACUUCUGUGAGCACCACCAUGAGAAGGCUGAUAAAAGACACCCUGGCACUUUAAGUUAACGUGUCUCUUACUGCACACAAAUCCUUCAGGAGUAGCUCUGAUUGGAACUCUUGGGAAACGGCAAGGCAAUUACCAAAAAGAGAGUGAACAUUCAUUGUGGGUCUAUCAUAACAAGUAGGCUCGCUGAAGCAAACAAAUGUUGCCCCAUUCAAAACUGCUCUGUACAAUCUUGUAGUUACCCAUCCCUUCAUCCUGUCAUUGGAUAUUUAUUCUCUUUCUUGGUGUGGUCAUUUUUGUUGUCAUUGAGAAUACAGCGCUGUUAAGAUUCACACAUGAUGGUGCAAACCAUAGAUUACAGUCUUUUGUCUGCUCUUAAUCAGUUUUGUUUUUGAUUGUAAAGGAAUGGUACAGUUAUUCAGGUAAUUCCUUAUCCUCACUUGCCAACUUCCAGAAAUGAAACAUGAACAGGAGCGGAUAUGUCAAUGUUCUGUUGCUGAUAUUGUUGCCUCUAAAUUGUUUAAAUACAUAAUUGUUAUAUGUAAUAUAUUGUA
Hippocampus comes (tiger tail seahorse) is the source of this 1439-nucleotide messenger RNA. RefSeq names its product autophagy related 101 (gene atg101). The transcript has 2 exons. Gene Ontology annotation, cellular component: Atg1/ULK1 kinase complex; phagophore assembly site. Bases 286 to 942 code for a protein of 218 amino acids. Gene Ontology annotation, biological process: autophagy; autophagosome assembly. The record is from RefSeq and is a predicted model, not a curated record. Gene Ontology annotation, molecular function: protein kinase binding. Lineage: Eukaryota; Metazoa; Chordata; Actinopteri; Syngnathiformes; Syngnathidae.